AUGGAGACGAUCUACCCAUCGAAAGACGGGGUGACCAUCUUCGAAGAUCCCAAGCUCAAGCAGCGCCUGGUCAAGGAGAUGAAAAAGGGCAACAUCAAGCCUCCUUCCAUGUCCGACUCCCUGGACAUUGAUGAAGACAUGGACGUGGUCGUGGACGGCAUUGCUGCCGAGGUGUGGCGAUACUACGACCCCAAGAACACCGGCCUGAUGAAGAAGACGGCCAUCCAGGCGUUCUUCAAGGACUGUCUGGACCUGUACGCUAUGCGCGCGCGUAAGGAUACCAAGAUGAUGCUGGCUCCGGGAGUGACUAUGAGCGCCGCCAUGGAGGUCGCGGUCCGAGGGCUCGACCAGUCUGGCCAGGGCAUCCGCGAGAGGGACUUCAUUGACUACCUCAACGAGUGCGACAUGGAGGAGAUCCUGGCCCCCUUCCUGGGCACGCAAGGUCAGGUGAACAUCAAUUCGAGGCUGCCGCAGAGCAUGAUGUUCGACCCCUCCAUCCUCUCCGCCUCCGACUUCCAGGCCCGCGCUCCCGUGAAGCUGAGGGACUACGGCCAGGACUAA
This is a messenger RNA of Acanthamoeba castellanii str. Neff, 561 nucleotides long. RefSeq lists its product as uncharacterized. The transcript has 5 exons. The record is from RefSeq and is a predicted model, not a curated record. NCBI's taxonomy places the organism in Eukaryota, Discosea, Longamoebia, Acanthamoebidae. Bases 1 to 561 code for a protein of 186 amino acids.